Gossypium raimondii (Peruvian cotton) is the source of this 1771-nucleotide messenger RNA. RefSeq names its product aluminum-activated malate transporter 10. Gene Ontology annotation, cellular component: plant-type vacuole membrane. The transcript has 6 exons. Bases 120 to 1568 code for a protein of 482 amino acids. Lineage: Eukaryota; Viridiplantae; Streptophyta; Magnoliopsida; Malvales; Malvaceae. Gene Ontology annotation, biological process: malate transport. The record is from RefSeq and is a predicted model, not a curated record.
UGCUUUACAAUGGCGUUUAGUCCAUAUCAGUAUAUCAGUGUAGACAAGUAGGGAAACAAAAAUAGUGAGAGGCACACCAGUAGACCAGACAGCCUGAUAAGCUCUACUUUAUUUUCAACAUGGCAAAGAAAGCUUCUAGCAGAUUGGAAUGGAGGAUAAAUGUGCCUGAUGGGACAUCGAAGGUGUUAGAGCCUGAAUCUGGAGCAGUAGGCAAAAUAUGGGUAGGAUUAAAAGGUUGUAUGGGAAUAAUAGUUUUGAAAGUUUGGAGGGUUUUGGAGAAUGCAUGGCAUAUAGGAGUUGCAGACCCUAGAAAGGUAAUCCAUUGUAUCAAAGUGGGACUGGCACUGUCUAUUGUAUCACUUUUUUACUACAUGAGGCCUUUAUAUGAUGAUUUUGGAGGGAAUGCUAUGUGGGCAGUAAUGACGGUGGUGGUUGUUUUCGAAUACACUGUGGGCGCCACAUUUUAUAAAUGCAUUAACCGAGUUAUAGCAACUUUUCUAGCGGGUGCACUUGGUGUUGGUAUUCACCUGGUGGCUGAACAGUCAGGAGAUCAAUUGAAACCCAUAAUUCUUGGGAUCUCGGUUUUUCUCUUCGCUUCAGCAGCAACUUUCUCAAGGUUUAUCCCAUCGGUUAAAGCCCGUUUUGAUUAUGGUGCUAUGAUCUUCAUCCUCACCUUCAGCUUGGUCUCAGUUUCUGGCUACCGAGUGGUGGAGUUGUUUGAGUUGGCUCAUCAGAGGUUAUCCACAAUUGCCAUUGGAACUUCCUUGUGCAUCCUUGUAACCAUGUUGUUCUGUCCCGUCUGGGCCGGCUGUGAGCUUCACCAUCUAAUUCAUCAAAACAUGGAAAAGCUUGCUGAUUCCUUAGAUGGAUGUGUGACUGAAUACUUCAAAGAGAAUGGAAGUGAGAAGGAUUUAAACAAGAAGAUGCAAGGCUAUAAAUGUGUGCUUAAUUCCAAGGCAGCCGAAGAAUCUAUGGCCAAUUUCGCUAGAUGGGAACCAACACAUGGUCGGUUCAACUUUAGACAUCCUUGGAAACAAUACCUCAAAAUCGGGGCUUCAUUGCGCAACUGUGCCUACUGCAUCGAGACUCUAAAUAGUUGCAUCAGCUCAGAAAUUCAGGCACCUCCAUGUUUAAGGAAACAUUUCAGUAAUAAGUGCAUGAAAGCAAGCUCCUACUCCAUCAAUGUCUUGAAGGAACUGGUAAUAACAAUCGUGAAGAUGAAAAAGUCGUCCAACAUAGAUGUCAAAGUUGCAGAGAUGAACUUUGCAGUAGAAGAACUUGUGGGUGCAUUGAAAUCUUUGCCGACGACCCACUUUAUUGCAACAACAACAGGAGAGGAAUCAACCAAAGCCAAAGCGGAGGGGGUUGAAGGCAGUGAACAUCCUAGUCCAAUCAUGAAGGUCCUUCCACUAGUGAAGGUGGUUUCAAUGAUGGUGGAAAUUGCAACAAGAAUAGGGGGAGUUGUUAAUGCAGUAGAAGAGCUGGCGAGACUUGCAGAAUUCAAGGCUGCAAAGGAUGGGAAACCCAAGCAAAACCAACCUACGGACAAACUUGUUGCAGAUCAUUGAAAUAGUUAAACCAUCUAAACGACCAAACCUUGAAGUUUGAGUUGGAUUGUAAUUUGAAAAAACUCGUGUCAAAAAAAUUAGUAAAAUUUAUUAGAAAGUAAGAAUUAUUAAUCAAAUAAUAAUAGUGCAGCUAAAGUAGACACUGAAAAAUAAAGUGUAAAUAGUGAAUUUUUGGUGAGGAUUAAAUUGAAUUUUAGCAAAAA